Ixodes scapularis (black-legged tick) is the source of this 2213-nucleotide messenger RNA. Its product is annotated as protein phosphatase inhibitor 2. Bases 409 to 960 code for a protein of 183 amino acids. Gene Ontology annotation, molecular function: protein phosphatase inhibitor activity. The transcript is spliced from 5 exons. The record is from RefSeq and is a predicted model, not a curated record. Gene Ontology annotation, biological process: regulation of signal transduction. NCBI's taxonomy places the organism in Eukaryota, Metazoa, Arthropoda, Arachnida, Ixodida, Ixodidae.
GGAAGGUCGUGCCAGGGUUACGGGCAGGAGAUCGCGUCCGUCAAACAAACGAGUCUGUCGUGUCAUUACAUGUGCGAUCCACCGGGAGAUUAGUCGUCAGCAUCUUGUGUCUCUGCUGUAGAUGAGAAAUCUAGCUAGUGCUGUACCGUCGCUAGCCUGGUGUUUUCAACGUGCAUCACGGAGUAGUGAAACACGACCGUACGGCGGUACGACACUCACUCAGUUCGAAACGGGCAGAUGCAGGGAUUGAGCCCAGGAACCCCGGGUGCCGCAGCGCGAGCGUUCGGUGCGCGUGCUCCGAGCUGUGGUACCACAACACGCUCGUUUGCCGAUCUCCCCCAUCGCGUCCGUCACCGCUCGUCUUGAUCGGUACUCAGCAAAACUGACGGCGAAGAAGAAGAGCGCAGUAUGUGGCUCGCGGCGGCGGACACGAAAGUAUGGGGGCCAUCUGCGGGCCUCUUGGGCGGCCGGCCGAAUGGUAUGGCCGAUGAGCGGAAGCGCAGGGGUGCUCCGUCGGGCACGAGACCCCAGACGUCCCAACAACAACAACGACAGGCCCCGGACGCCCGCGGUAUCCUCAAACCGGUGGGGAGCUUCGAGCGCAGGCAGAGCCACCAAAGCCUGAAGUUUGACGAGAUGAACGUCCUCCAAACGCUGCAUCCUCCGGGCAAGGACUACGGCCAUAUGAAGAUAGACGAGGCCAAGACGCCCUACAGCUAUGACAUAGCGGACGACCGGCCGGCCGUUGACCCCGCUCUGCUGGCCGAGAGGAUCCAGAUGGGCAGCACAGUGCCUGCCAAGGCCCUCAAGACCCCGGACCCGAGUCAGGAUACGGACAAGGACAUGGAGGAGAGGAACAGGCAGUUCGAGCUACGAAGGAAACUUCAUUACAACGAGGGCAACGCGCUCAAGAGAGGCAGCCAGAGGGUAGAAGACGACGACGAGGAUGACGAUGACUAGGGCAGCCCUGCCCUCUCCCUACUUCAACGCCAGCGUCCCCCAGUGCUGCAGGAGGCGUUGUCCGGACUUCCCUCCUUGCAGCACGGUUCCCGGCAGCGAGAAAAAAUUCCUCCUCCCCUCCCCUCGCCAACGCAUCGUGCUGCCAUCAGACUCUUUGCAGACGGGAAAAGCCCAGUGACCGAUCGUUCCCCGCCGCCGCCUCUCGUCAUCUUCCGCUCCGAGACAUUCUUCCAAACUUUAUUUAUUUCUGACCGACGACCCGCGUCGCGAGACCGCGUAUGCGGCGCUAAUCUCUUACGUCUGCGAUGCCGGUUCCUAUUUUAACGGGUCCUCUUACGUUUUUUUUAUUCUUUUCGGAUGCCGAAACGGGGCCGGAACUCGCAGAGUUUGCUGGCAUGGAAAUGCAAGCCUAGCCCAGCGCUUUCAACCCCUCUUGAAAUUCGGUGCCUCGCCGGGACGCCAAGUUCCGACCGCAUCUUCUUCGAACUAAGGAGACGUCUCCCGAAUUUACCCGUUAUAACUGCUUUGAUUGUCGUAAAUCUACCGUACCUUGUCCACGUUUUUUUAUUUUUUUUCCUCUCGAAGAGUGUUGCUUGGGUCUUUUCUAGAAAACCUCUUUGGUCGCAAGGAGUGGCUCGAAGUCAAGUUUAUUGAGGGUAGAACCGAAGUCGCAGACAGUAUUCUGCAGGAUAGUUUUUAUGUGGCAAGGGCUAUGUCGUUUCUGUAGAUUUGAAUCGAGGCUCGGCUGGAGAGCAGUAGCAAGGAACACGUCUCCGACGUCGCGCUCCUAAGUUCGCCACCGCCGUACACUGGAGAAAAGUUUAGAGAGCGAACGUUGGACAGGGCGCCUCUGCGCAUGGCUCGACGUCGCCGAAAUCGUGUGCCAUUCGUUUUUUUUUUCUUUUUCUGCUGCGCAUGAAGAUACUCCCACGGUAUUGUCGAGAGUCACGCGACCGCCGUAGGCUCGAAGAUUGCCAGCCAGUUGCGUCGUCGUCGUUUCUUUCGUUUGCCACCUCGAUCUCCCGGACAUUUUUUUUUAUUUUUCCUUUUAAUUUCAGUAGGGCGUAGUCUUCCAGAAACGAGUGCAAAAGAGCGCCUUGGUGAGAUACUAAAUCGGUGCGGAUGCGCUUUUGUACAUACUGUAUAGCAAAACUCUCUUGGCCGUGGAGUUGAGGACUGUGCAUGCGAUUCUGCCCGAACAAAUGGAAAGAAGAAAUAAAAAAAAAAGAAAAGAAGUUCUCAACAACUGGCAA